AUGCUGCAAAACCUCUUUUAUUGCCCAAGACUGGCAAAUGAAUUUGGAUGUUGUGAAAGAGAUCCAUAACAGUGUACUGUCUCUUCUGCACUUUUGUUUAUAAGCAUGUGCGCAUGCAAAGUGUAUGUUUAUGCUGAAUAGUUAGCAUGAGAACCCUCAGUGCACUUGAUAGUGCGCAUAUGUCUUGUGUAAACAACGUUGUAAAAUAGAAUAACAUGUUGGAGGCUUCUGAAUAUUACUUUCAUGACAUGAGUACCGACCAGUAGAGAAACACACGUUGUGAUUUGUUUUAUUGGCCUCGUAAUAUUUCAAUAAGCACCGAUCACUCUCAAUCACGUGCUCAAAGAUUUUUUGCAUUCCCACUGUGGAGUCUGCAGUGUGUGUGUCGUGGCUGCCUGACCAGUGAGUAAUGACCCACCCCCGCUAACAGAGGUGGUAGAUCCCAGGAAACAUCAGACCAAUCAUUAGUCUCCUCUGUAAUCAGGUUGUGCUGACUAAUUGGCUAACACCAGCCAGGAGAGCCCGCAUCCCUCCAUUUGCGGCACGGUUUAUGUGAAAUCGGAAAAUGGGUGAGGUGGAACUACAGGCCAGACCAUUUCUAACACGGGGGAUGACCCGAGUCGAUGCGGCAUGUGAUAGUCAUUCCACACAGGCAUUCCGCCGGGGAAUAUUUUCUUCCAACCAAGGAUGCGCCGGCUGUCCGGUCCUCUGAAGGGGAACGGUUCAUCUGCCUUCACUGGGCAGAUGCUUUGAUCAAAUUUGGAAGAGGCCUCACUGGAUUUGAUGAAGCCGUGGACAUUGCUAUCAAGAAACACAGCUUUUCCCUGGAAUUAUAAAAAUCAAUCUUUCAGGACUUGCCGGAAACGGUUCUGAUUUCAGGCUUGCUGUUUCUGAGGAAUUGACACUGAUACAAUGGUACAGUGCUCCAACAUUUUUCGGUGAAUGUUUGUGGAGACGAUUUCUUUGGAGGAGUACCGGUUCAUACCGGUACCUGGCUUCCAGCUGGGAUCUGUACACUUGAUGUGUUCUUCAUUUCCUUGAAGCAGGAAUCGUUUGGAAAUAAUUGCGUGGUACUCUCAUCAAACGAGAUUCUCAGAAAUUCCAGAAUGGGCACACAGAAUACAGACCCCAUUGAGGACAUCAUGACGACCAUGGACCGCCUCCAGCAGGAGCUGGACAACCUGGACAAGGCCCGGGAUGAGCUGACCACCAACCCCAAGGGCUACUCCACCCAGACCGUGUCCUCCGCCCGCAUCUACUCCACCCAGCCCAAGAAGUAUGCCCCCGUCACCGCCCCCAAGCCCGUCCGGCCCAAGCCGGCCGGGAACGGGAGUGCCCUUCCCCCGCCUGGCCCCCACAGCAAAGCCCCGCCCCCGGCGACGAUGCCCAAACCAAAUCGGGCCACGAUUAAGGUCCCGCCGGCUCCGCCACCCAAAACAUCUCCACGUCAUCAGCAGUUUAGUACGGCAGCUCUGCCUACUCAGGAGGAUUUCCUCCCCCCCCCCCCGCCUGCUUCCAAGCCCGCCUACUCUUCCCCGGGCGACGACUUCCUCCCACCGCCUCCCCCAGAGCUCAUGGGAGGGGGCGGGACCCAGCAGGACACACCCUUGCCCCCGCCCCCACCCCCUGCGGCCCCCGUGACGAUGCAGACAUACAAUGAGCCACGCCCCCCUCCCCAGCCCCAACCUAGCUACAACAAGCCGGCGUACCAGCGCGUGCCGCCGCAGCAGCAGAACGUCCCGCCCGAACCGCCCAAGAGCUAUGCCGGGCAGUCGGCCGUGCCCAAGCCCACCGACCAACCCAUCACGGCGCCGGCUCAGAAGGGAACGGAGGCAGAGAUAGAUGCACUGACCAACCUGCUGAUGCAGAAUAUGGAAGUGGCGCCUGACGAGGGCGAAUUCUUCGGCAUCUGCGCCAAGUGCGGCCAGAAGGUGGUAGGGGACAACAACGGCUGCACGGCCAUGGACCAGGUCUACCACAUUGACUGCUUCACUUGCGACACCUGCCACACCAAGCUGCGGGGGUUCCCCUUCUACGCCCUGGAGGGCAAGGCUUUCUGCGAGACCUGCUACAUGGACUCACUGGAGAAGUGUUCAACCUGUUCCAAACCAAUUACUGAGAGGAUCUUGAGAGCCACCGGUAAGCCCUACCAUCCCCACUGCUUCACCUGCGUGGUCUGUGGCAAGAGCCUGGACGGCAUACCGUUCACCGUGGACGCAACCAACCAAAUUCACUGCAUCGAGGACUUCCACAAGAAGUUUGCACCACGAUGCAGCGUCUGCCUGCAGCCCAUCAUGCCCGAGCCGGGUCAGGAGGAGACCGUCCGCAUUGUGGCCUUGGAUCGCAGCUUCCACGUCAAUUGCUACAGGUGUGAGGAUUGCAACGUCCUGUUGUCCUCGGAGGCAGAUGGUCGCGGUUGUUUCCCCUUGGACGAUCACAUCCUGUGCCGAGAUUGCAACACUAAACGCGUCCAGGCCCUCACCGCACCGUAGAUACAGAAACAUGUUGCCAUGGAGAUCAAGUAACACCAGUUUUCUUAAAACGAUUGUUCAACUUUCAUAGUUUGUUUACCCCGUCACUUUACCUGGUCUACAUUUCAGAGUUUUGGGAAAAAUGUAAACACUUUUUACCUGAAAAUUCCAUUUUGCAUUGUAUAAUAGCUGUGCUCCUAACCCUCUGAGGGCACUUUUGUCAUAAGGCAUCAAGAUAAAUGCAAGGACUGGUAAGCUUUUACAAACGGCCAUCUUGUCCUGAGGGCGCUGUGAAAGCAGUCAUUAUUGUCACCUUAGCACUUUCAAAUGCCCGAUUCUUAACACUCGUCAACUCCCUCAUGGAGCAAGGUGUCUCAUUCUGUGCCCAAAACUCUUUGACGGUAGCCUCCAGUAGCAUGCUGUGGGACACUGUUUCAACUGUUAGCCAGUGGCUUUCAUAGCCACACGAUCAGUAAGCAGCCAUGGUCAAGACUUCCAUAGCCACACAUGUUUUAAGCAGCCGUAGCCUAGACUUUUGGUGACUAGCAUUUACUCGGGCUCACAGCCCAGUAGAGGUUGUGAAUGUCUGAUGAGGCAGAUGAUAGUUUUUCCAGUGCAACCAUGCAUGUCUUUGAAGAAGUGUGGUCCUGAAAAGGACCGAGUCUGGAUCACUUGUCUACGGCUGGAAAUUACGCAUGAGUCUAUGGCUUUGGCCGCCGCCAGUUCCCAUGAAGUCAUGUGUAAUUUCCAGUUGUAGCCAAGUGAUUCGGACAUGGCCUAAGAGUAUCUUUGACAAUAGCUUACUCUGCUUGGCUUCAGGGACAAAAAGAGAACACAAUUUGUAAGGUCAAGAAUACUCCCAUUAUCCACCUCAGUGCCACACCACGCAACACCGCAAAUCAUACUUAAUAUCUGUCGUGUUUGAUCUUUAGCAAGGGCUGAUCAUUUCUCACACACUGAGUAGCUCAGUGUUCAUGUUUUCCACUCAUUAAAUGACGGCGUUAUAUUAAGUUCACCAGCAGUUAGGAAGUUGGAACUCUGAAACUUCAGCGAAGGAUUGUGUCUUCUGUGUAAGUGCUGUCGUUACUCUAGAAUAGCCAUGGUCUUUGAAUAAUGAAGACUGCAUAGUUGAGAUUGACCUAGACUUAGCUUUGUCUAAUCUAUGCAAUGUAGAAUUAACAGAUUUUUAAGAAAUCAUAUAUUUUAUGCAUCACGGUGGUCUGUAAAGUUUGAUAUGUUGAGGAAUUGAUUGAGAAUUCUAGAAAGCCUGAUUGGGCUACAACUUGGGCUUCUUCAGGUUUCAGGUUUCUUUUUUUUAUUUCAGGAUUAUUUGACUGGUAUUGUUGCAAGCUAGCAUGCUAAACCAGUAAAUUUUGCUACUAGAAAAUGUCCUUGUUGAAAGCUGCAGAUAUUCAGAUAAUUUCCAUUUCUCCAUUAGGUUCUAAAAAUAAAAUAAGUUAAGCGAUACGUAAUCUGGACUCGAAUUUGUAAGAGUCUUAGGCAGUUGUGAGAGAAAGCAACCCCUCACAUGAUCGUGCAAGUGAUUUUUCACACUUUUGCAACUGAAUUCUAUGAAGAACUGGUGCCUAGAAAAUAUGAAAAAAGAUGGCUUGAACAGUACAAAAGCAGAAUUAAUGUAAUUAUACCCUUAUCGCAUUGGGAAUGCAUAAACCUUGUUGCAUGCUGGUUAUUUGUCUUUAGCUUUGAUGCAUCAUUGGAGCAAUACAUACAUGCCGUUUGUCAUUUAAAGUACAGUGUAUUAAGCAAUACUUUGAAGUUGAUUGUUUUGUUUUGGUAGAUCAGUUUAUGAGUGGAUUCUUUUAUUUUUUUUACUGAAAAAAGUAGAGAGCUCUUUGACUGUGUACUCGGGCAUUUAUACAGUAGACGUGAUGGGAGAAGCUUGUUGGAUCCACACAGCAGCUGUGGUUAACAAUUUAUAUACCAAACAAGUUAGGCAAAAUUAGCUGUGCUAGUUUGGUUUUUUUCCUGUUGGUAUAGACUGGUACCUUUUGCUUCAUUUAGCAAGACAAGGUUUUUUUCACUCUGUGCAAGUGUCUACCAGAGAGACUUCAUGAUUGCAUGAGUCCAUGAAGUUCUCACACAUCACCCAACCAGCUGCACAUUCAGGAGUACAAUAUGUAAGCCAGUACUGGGAUACCCUUUUUACUAGCUAGUUCUGUAAGUGCUAUACACACAGACACAAAGUAUUGUCUAACUGAACACAGCCCAGUUAUAAUUGACACUGAAAGCGAACAUAGCUCAGCAUCGUAACAGAAAAAGUAGACAGUUGUACAGUUUUGAUUUGUAGUGUGAUUUCAUCGUUGAAUUGACUUACGUUCUGUUCUGUACAAGUUAUAUUUAGGUUAGAUUUUCCCCUGUCAUUUAAAUAGUGUCAGUCAAAUAUUCAUAUGCAACUUAUUCAACAUUUUGGUUUUAAAAAAGUAAACAUUAUGUGUGCUUAAAGCUCGGUCUUAUAUUUUCUCAAAGAAUAUAUCAUUCGCCUAUAAACAUUUGUAUUAUUUUUGUGUGAUUCCCUUUGCACAAGUCAUUAGUUUUCUCCUGUUUGUUCAAGCUGUACUACUUUGAAAACUGCUGAUUGGAAAAGUCAUUUUGCAUUCAAUUAUUAAUCUUCUGACAAGGUAAACAUUGUCACUUCCUUGUACCGGCUUUGCCAGUCAAAUCACAGAUAUUUAAUACCUUUUCUAAAUCCCAUAUUAUUGUUUUCCUUUCCAACCAAAGAUGGGCAUUUAGUAUUAAAAACAGUAUCUCUUAGUAUCUCAAGAUUUAGUUGAAUAUCUCCAGAUAUUUAGCAUUUGCCUUUACCUUUGUCCAUUUGUUUUCCAAAAGGAGGGUGGCAAAUUAAAGUUUGUAGAAGAAAAAAAGCAAACUAAAACCUGUAUUAACGCCUGUUGACCAGACUUCAUGCAAAUAAUGUUUGUGUAAGUAAAUGAAUGCCAAAAAUGAACUAGUAUUUUUUUGGAUAGUUUUAGGCUUAUUAGAUAACCCAAAGUGAAACUAAUACUUUUCGUCAGUACCUGAUAAUGUACCUUUUGUUUCAUAAUUAUGCUGAAAUAUGCCAUAUUUAUUAAUCCGUCAAUAAAAAAGACUAAUAAGA
Messenger RNA from Acanthaster planci (crown-of-thorns starfish), 5586 nucleotides. Its product is annotated as lipoma-preferred partner homolog. Gene Ontology annotation, cellular component: focal adhesion; stress fiber. Gene Ontology annotation, biological process: cell-cell adhesion. The record is from RefSeq and is a predicted model, not a curated record. NCBI's taxonomy places the organism in Eukaryota, Metazoa, Echinodermata, Asteroidea, Valvatida, Acanthasteridae.